Molecule: messenger RNA, 2166 nt
Organism: Heteronotia binoei (common prickly gecko)
Lineage: Eukaryota; Metazoa; Chordata; Lepidosauria; Squamata; Gekkonidae
Product: protein-glutamine gamma-glutamyltransferase 2-like
Biological process (GO): peptide cross-linking
Molecular function (GO): protein-glutamine gamma-glutamyltransferase activity
Source: RefSeq, a predicted model, not a curated record
UGUGUAGGGCUGACAGCAACCAGAGAAGAGAGCUGGGCGGAGAAGGCAGAAGACUCCAGCGUGGGGCAGCAUGGCUGAAGAUCUGGACCUGCAGUCCUGGGACCUUCAAUGUGAGAGCAACCACCGGAACCACCGGACCUCCGAGAUGGGCUGCCAGCAGCUGGUGGUGCGCAGGGGGCAGCCCUUCUCCAUCACGCUGCACUUCGUAGGGAGGAGCUACGAGGAAGGGCUGGACAAGCUGUCCUUCAACGUCGAGACAGGGCCCUGCCCCAAUGAGGUGUCUGGGACCAAGACCCAUUUCCCUGUCUCCAGCUCCUUGGAAGAAGCAGCGUGGAGCUCAGCGGUGGAGAGCCAAGAUGGAGCCAACCUGACCGUGUCCAUCUGCUCCCCUCCAGACGCCCGGAUCGGCCGCUACACCUUCACCCUGGAGGCCUCGACGGGCUACCAAGGAUCCAGCUUCAGGCUUGGGGAGUUUGUCCUGCUCUUUAAUCCUUGGUGCCCAGUGGAUUCUGUCUUUCUCGAAAGUGAAGAGGAGCGGAAUGAGUACGUGCUGACUCAGCAUGGCCACAUCUUCCAGGGGUCAAGCACCUUCAUCUAUUCCAUCCCCUGGAAUUUUGGGCAGUUUGAGGAUGAAAUCUUGGACAUCAGCCUUCAGCUGCUGGACACGAACCCCAAAUUCUUCCAGAACCAAGACCGGGACUGCUCCCGUCGCAACAGCCCCGUCUACAUCAGCCGGGUGGUGAGCGCCAUGGUGAAUUGCAACGAUGACCAAGGGAUCCUGUUUGGCCGCUGGAAGCAGCCCUACGACGACGGAGUCAGCCCCAUGGUCUGGAGCGGGAGCGUGGACAUCCUGCAGCGGUGGCAGAAGUACGGCUGCCAGCCGGUCCGGUACGGGCAGUGCUGGGUCUUUGCCGCCGUGGCCUGCACAGUUCUCCGAUGCCUGGGGAUUCCCACCCGUGUGAUCACCAACUACAACUCUGCCCACGACACCAACAGCAACCUGAAGAUCGAGCAGUACUUGGACGAGAAUGGCAAGGUGCAGGCGGGGACCCGGGAAUACAUCUGGAAUUUCCAUUGCUGGGUGGAAAGUUGGAUGACUCGUCCAGACCUUUCGGAAGGCUUUGACGGCUGGCAGGUUUUGGACCCGACUCCUCAAGAGAAGAGUGAAGGAGUUUACUGCUGCGGCCCAACUCCGGUCAAGGCCAUCAAAGAGGGAGAGCUGAAACUGAAGUACGACGUUCCCUUUGUCUUUGCGGAGGUCAACGCAGACGUGGUGUACUGGAUGCUGCAGAGCGACAGCUCCCGGAAGAAGACCGUGGACUCCAGGAGCGUGGGAAGGAACAUCAGCACCAAGAGCGUGGGCAGAGACUCCAGGGAGGACGUCACUCACAACUACAAGUACCAGGAAGGCUCCGAAGAGGAGAAGGCCGUGCUGGAGAAGGCGAACCUCAGUAAGGCCCCCCCGACGGAGGAGGAGGAGGAGGGCUUGAAAAUCAAGAUCAAAGCCUCCGAGGGGAUGAACAACGGGUGCGACUUCGACGUCUUUGCCGUCAUCAGCAACAAGACGGCCAACGAGAGGACGUGCCGGUUGAUGUUCGGUGCCCGCGCAGCCGGCUACAAUGGGGCGUUGGGACCCGAGUGCGGGAGGAAGGACCUGCUGAAUGUUGCCUUGGAGCCAUAUGCAGAGAAAUCCGUCCCCUUGCGCAAGUACGGCGGGUGCUUAAUGCAGGACAACAUGAUCAAGGUGAUGGCCCUCCUCCAGGACUACGAGACCAAAGAGAUCGUGAUCGGCGUCCGGAACAUCUACGUCAAAAACCCAGAUAUCAGAAUCAGGGUCUUGGGAGAACCAGUUCAGAAUCGCAAACUGGUGGCUGAGCUCACCCUGACGAACCCCCUGCCCGGCCCGCUGAGCGGCUGCGUCUUCACCAUGGAAGGCGCUGGUCUCACAAGAGGGCAGAAGGUCCAGGAACUCGACAGCCCCGUCGGGCCGGGAGAGGAGGCCAAAGUGAGGGUAGACUUCGUGCCUCAGCAGUCCGGCCUGAGGAAGAUGGUGGUGGACUUCGAGAGCGACAAGCUGACGGGCGUGAAGGGCUACCGGAACGUCAUCAUCGCCCCCCUGUCGAAGUGAAGCCCACCUGGAAGACAAAGAGGCUGCUGAUCCAGCAA